AUGCCCAAAGAAGAUUCACCAACAUCAGCACUCGACUAUGGUUGUGAUGUUCAGAAUUCAUUAUCAGCAUCCGUAAUACGAUUAAUUCAAAUGGUUUUAAAAGGUGAUAGCGAGGCGAAACUGCAUGAGCAAACAGAAAUCUCUAUCAAGUUAUAUAGCGAAUCGGCUGCGAAAAAUAUGUCAAGCUAUCGUUUUUUAUUGAAAGGUACCGAUCAGAGUAUGAGUUUCUCGACUGCUACUUUCCAGGAUGUAAACAAUCGCUCAACUGAUGAAUAUUUGGGUCAGCUGUUGAAAGCUAUUGAGGUAUGUCGCAGUGAAUUAACAACUUCGUUCUUCUGUCAACUUCUUUUAGGCUUCAUCACUAGCUGUAAACCUUCUGCAUCACUAAUACGUCAGCGUCGCAUAAUUCGUUUAGAUGGAACAAAUUCGCUCAUUAGACGUUUUGUGUCAUUUAUUGCCGAAUCAGUAUAUUGUAGCAGUAUUGAUAUACUCUCUUCUCUUCUUAUUAUGUUAUAUGUUAGAGACAAAAAAUUUUGUCUAAAAGUUCGUUUGGACGGUUUGAUUAUGCUAUUUCGAAAGAAAUUAUUGUUGCUUGCUAAGGACAGGAAAAUGAUAUCGGUUUUGCAAUUAUGUUGUUGCUGUAUUCGUUCAGUGCAAAAUGCGCGAAUGUUUGGCAGAAGUCAAGAAUUUGUAAAAAACUUGAUAACAUCAAUUAUUUCUGGAACAGAUGCAAUAAUUGUGGCUCGCCUUACAGAAAUACUUUAUAUUAUCAUCAAAUUCAAAAAUCGUCUCGUAAUGACUGUGCUGGAGUCAAAUGAUAUUUUCGCUAUGUUAACGAAAACGUUUCAAAAGUAUUUUCAACAACAAUUCAUUGCAUCUGAACAGACUCUCCUCGAAAUUUGCUUGUUUACAGUGGCAUCGUUAAGAGAUUUAAUGAGACUAAAACGUAACAGAGAACGCCUACUAGCUAUUGGUGCAAUGGAAACGUUUGGUUCAGCUAUUUCAUUCAUUAGGAACGACAACGAAUACUUGGAUGAUAAUUCACAAUUGGGGCGGUCUAUUAUAAAUCUUAAGGAUUCUUUAAUUGCAUUGUGUAUGAGUUGCUUACCUCUUCGUCCAUUUCCAAUAGCCUCAUCCACACCACCACCAAUUAUUUUCCCACUUCCUAAAAUAGGUUGCAGCAGUGCACAACAACAAUCCACUUGGUUGCAUGGAAAAAAAGUUGAAGAAAAUUUCUUGUAUACUUCUCCAGUACAACAAGAUAAGCCUACUUUAAGUAGUGAUGAAGACGAUGGUGACGAAGAAGAUGAAGCAUUAUUUACAGUAGCACCAUUGCAUGACAAUGACAAGGAUAGCUCACAUCCAGUAUCUGCGUGCUUCCAUCACCAUCAACUCUCUUUAACUGAGUUAACCGAUGACUAUGUUCAUUAUUUCACUGAAUUUUUUCAAGGGACUAUUAGAGCAGGUUCAUCUUCAAUGACGACAAUUUUGGAGACAGAAGUGGAAAAUUUCGCAGAUUUGGUAGCAAAAGCAAAGACAAGAUCGCCAUCAGUUUUCAUAAAAAUUGCUUAUCCAACAACAAUUUCUCCAACAAAUUUAUUUUCUGUUUUGCAACCACUGGCAAAGAUCAAUUCACGAGAUCUAUUGAUAAAAGAUAUAGCACAUUUGCAAGAGGAAUCAUCAUUCUCUACUCGUAUUGUUUAUGAUUUGGAUUGUUUGGUUUGCGAUAAAACUAAAGUUCUUACAACCUGGAAAACAAUUGGAAACGAUGAUGAAAAUCGGAUUGGCAAAAUGGAUUCCAAAAAUCAUUUGCUAUUUGAGAGUCGAUUUGAAGGUGGAAAUUUAAGACGAGCCAUCCAAGUAAAUAAAUGGCAUUAUCAGUUAAUACUGUCACCAGAUAUCAACCAGUUACGGUCACAUUUUCAAUGGUUCUUUUUCGAAGUUUCCAACAAUGAGGCAGACGUGGAUUAUAUAUUUGAAAUUAUUAAUUGCUUCAAAAAGACAUCAAUGUUUAAUCGUGGUAUGCAACCAGUAUUAUUCUCAGUUACAGAAGCUUGUCAAGGAAAUCCUAAAUGGGUACGUACAGGUUCAGCAAUAUGUUAUUGUCGUAAUGCUUUCAUCCGCAAUGACUCUCGAAAACUAAGUGAUGCAUCUGCUCCAAGGCACUAUUUUUCGCUGUAUUUUACAAUCAGAUUUAAAUAUCGCGCCGAUGUAUGCUAUAUUGCAUAUCAUUUCCCGUACACAUAUUCGAUGCUUCAGGCUACCUUAGAAAGAUAUUUGUCGAAAAAUGACACGAGAGGACAGCGCUAUGUUCGUAAUGAUAAACUCUGUACAUCAUUAGCUGGUAAUAGUGUGUCACUCCUUACAGUGACCGCUAAUGGUACUAAAAAACAAUUAGAUGAUCGCCAGAUCAUAUUGAUCUUUGCUAGAGUACAUCCUGGAGAAAAUAAUACAAGUUGGAUUAUGCAUGGCAUUAUGGAGUUCUUGAUGAGCGAUAAGGAAGAAGCUAUGGAGCUUCGUGAUCAGUUCGUAUUUAAAUUAAUUCCAAUGUUAAAUGUUGAUGGUGUAGUGAACGGUUCACAUCGUUGUAGCUUAGCUGGUGUAGAUUUAAAUCGAACCUGGGAUCAACCUUCAUCAGUAUUGCAUCCUGUUAUUUUUCAUAGUAAAGCUAUUGUACAGUAUAUAGUCGAUGUACUUGGAAAGAAGCCAUUUUUAUUCAUUGAUUUACAUGGUCAUUCCAACAAUUUCAAUUUGUUUCUUUAUGGAAACAAUCCUGAUAACUCAUGGCGUAUUCUAGAUCAUUCGCUUCCAGGAAGAAAUGAUUUCAUGUCGCUUCCAUUGCUUCUGCAGCAGAUGUGUAAUUACUUUUCACUAUCAAAUUGUCGAUUCAAUAUAACCAAAACUAAAGAAUCUUCGGCUCGUGUAACACUGUGGAAGCAGUUUGGAAUCACUCGAUCGUAUACUCUAGAAUCUACUUAUUGUGGUUUUAAUUGUGGUUCUUUGAAAGGUUAUCAGGUAAAUAUUGAACAUCUAAUGGAUAUGGGUAGACAGCUGUGUAAGACAUUUAGCUAUUUGAAGAACGAUAACCCUUCGAAUCAGAAGACAGAUGAUGACGAUUCGGAGUAA
Brugia malayi is the source of this 3126-nucleotide messenger RNA. It is a transcript of the gene Bma-ccpp-1, whose product is annotated as Zinc carboxypeptidase family protein. The transcript is spliced from 23 exons. Gene Ontology annotation, molecular function: zinc ion binding; metallocarboxypeptidase activity. Gene Ontology annotation, biological process: C-terminal protein deglutamylation; proteolysis; protein side chain deglutamylation. Bases 1 to 3126 code for a protein of 1041 amino acids. NCBI's taxonomy places the organism in Eukaryota, Metazoa, Nematoda, Chromadorea, Rhabditida, Onchocercidae. The record is from RefSeq and is a predicted model, not a curated record.